AUGGCAUACGAGACGACCACAUACGAUCACGCUGGGUUCUCCGCCGCUCGCUCGACUUCAGUCGCAUACAAUAAACUUGUUCGUCUCGACAAGCCUACUGGUACAUACUACCUUUUCUUUCCAUGCCUCUUUAGUACGCUUCUAGCUGCGCCGAUGGCUAUACCAAUGGCAACACCGCUUGCCAUCGCAGGAUACACGAGCUUGUUCUUGACUGGAGCGCUGGUCAUGCGAGGAGCUGGAUGCACCAUCAACGACCUCUGGGAUCGUAAUCUUGAUCCUCAUGUCACUCGUACGCGGCUUCGACCAAUCGCUCGAGGGGCAGUGAAGCCUGAAUCAGCAAUCAUUUUCACUGGAGCACAGUUACUUGUUGGCCUUACGGUCCUGCUUCAGUUCCCUACUCAGUGCCUCUACUAUGGGGUCCCAUCAUUACUCUUGGUAGCAACAUAUCCGCUGGCCAAGCGUGUCACGCACUAUCCCCAAGCCGUACUCGGCUUGACCUUCUCCUGGGGCGCUUUCAUGGGCUUUCCAGCCCUCGGCGUAGAUCUUUUUUCUAACCAGGAUGCACUUACAGCUGCUGCAUGCCUAUACGCAAGUAACAUUGCUUGGACUGUGUUGUAUGACAUGAUAUACGCCCACAUGGACAUCAAAGACGACGUCAAAGCCGGUAUUAAGAGUAUAGCGCUGCGACAUGAGAAAGAAACCAAAGCUGUGCUGACUGGGCUGGCUGUUGUGCAGAUUGGACUCCUUGCUGUCGCUGGAGCUGCUGCAGGUGCUGGGCCUGUCUUUUUUGUCGGUAGCUGUGGGUUUGGUGCAAUCAGCCUGGUGUCCAUGAUCUACAAGGUGAACCUGAAGAGCGUGACGAACUGCUGGUGGUGGUUCAAGAAUGGCUGCUGGAUUACCGGUGGCUUCAUUGCUACAGGACUCCUUGGAGAUUAUGCUGUUCGCCUAGCCGCGUCGGAAAAGACAGACGAGGAUAACGGCUCAUAGCAAUAUUAUACACCCGUAUUUGCGAGUCUGAAUGUAAAAUAUUGUUGUAUGGCGCAUCAUACCAAGCGAAUCAAAACUCGAACCGUGUUGGGUCCAUAAAAGCAGCAAGUCUCCGUGCCAAAGACUAUAACCUUGAGAAUUGUGGUUUUCUUCGAUAUGUGUUGACAUAUCUCCUGUGCCGCGACUUGUCGAACAUAGUCCUUGGUCACAGGAGUAUUUCGGAGAAAGGCUUCGAGUACAAGUAAAAAGAGUGUCAUCUGCACACUGGCUGCGUUGAAACAGCUGCGGUCGAUAAAUUCGAAUCAGAUGCGAUCUAUGCCACAUGAAUUAUCUCAAGACUUGUUUGCUUCGGUUAUUACAACGUAACUAGCGUACUUGUGCAUUGAACACUUCGAGCUGGUCCUCAUGGCCACUUUGAACGGCGCAUCCUUGAGCACCUUCGAAACCUGAACAUGUGUUUCCGCUGAUGAGCCACCUCCCCAUUCACGCACUCAAAAU
Pseudovirgaria hyperparasitica is the source of this 1485-nucleotide messenger RNA. RefSeq names its product 4-hydroxybenzoate polyprenyl transferase. The transcript is spliced from 2 exons. Gene Ontology annotation, biological process: ubiquinone biosynthetic process. Gene Ontology annotation, cellular component: mitochondrial inner membrane. The record is from RefSeq and is a predicted model, not a curated record. Lineage: Eukaryota; Fungi; Ascomycota; Dothideomycetes; Acrospermales; Acrospermaceae. The coding region runs from base 1 to 987 and encodes 328 amino acids. Gene Ontology annotation, molecular function: 4-hydroxybenzoate polyprenyltransferase activity.